Molecule: messenger RNA, 1653 nt
Organism: Ipomoea nil (Japanese morning glory)
Lineage: Eukaryota; Viridiplantae; Streptophyta; Magnoliopsida; Solanales; Convolvulaceae
Product: transcription factor TGA2.2-like
Exons: 12
Coding region: 43-1491 (482 amino acids)
Biological process (GO): DNA-templated transcription; regulation of DNA-templated transcription
Molecular function (GO): sequence-specific DNA binding; DNA-binding transcription factor activity
Source: RefSeq, a predicted model, not a curated record
ACACACCAAAACAAUUUUUAGAGAGAGAGAGAGAAUACUGAAAUGCAGAGCUUCAAAGCUUCUGUAAUUCCCCCUGUUUCUCUCCCCAACUCCUCAGACAUGUAUUGCAACUCUGCUUUUUACCUCAGAGGUGACGAAGGUGGUAGAAAUGGUGGCGGGCGUUUCUUGGAUAUAGGCGAACUUGACAACUCUGCUCCCUUUCAUCAAGAAGAUGCUGUUGAUUUAACCAGAAGCUCAAUUUAUAAUGAAAUGAGACUAAGCAAUGCCUCCAUUGUUUCUCCUAAUAGCUUACACUUUGCUGAUAUCAACACGAGCAUUGGGUCAACGGAAAUGGGAUCAUCGGAAACAGGGGUGGAUGCGGGGAGGUUUAUGAUGCAGAGAGGCGGCGCCACCGCACUGAUGGGUGGCAGAGUUUUAGGUGGUGGUGGCGGUGGCGGUUUGGGAAAUGGGAGUUUUGAGAACUGGGGAGAGUCUGGUGGCACGGCAGAGCACAGCCAGCAGACUGACACCUCCACAGAUGUCGAUACUGAAGAGAAAAUUCAGAGCCUUGGAGUCCAGCAUGGUUCUGUACUAGUUGUGGAUUCAAUGGAGCAGUCAAAAGGGGGGAGACUUGGGGAGCCAAAGACACUUCGUAGACUAGCCCAGAACAGAGAAGCAGCACGCAAGAGCCGGUUGAGGAAGAAAGCGUAUGUUCAACAGCUCGAGACUAGUAGGCUCAGGCUUACACAACUAGAGCAGGAACUUAAACAAGCCCGCCAACAGGGAGCAUUUGUUGCAAACGGGUUCGUUGGAGACAAGAGCCCUUCGACAACUAUUGGAAAUGGGGCAUUGGCAUUCGACAUGGAAUAUGCACGCUGGCUCGAAGAGCAUCAACGUCUUACCAACGACUUGAGAUCAGCUGUGAAUUGUUUGGUGGGAGAUAACGAGCUCCGCCUUCUUGUCGAUGGAGUGAUGUCCCAUUACGACGAAAUAUUUAGGCUGAAGAGCAUGGGUGCAAAGUCGGACGUGUUUCACAUGUUGUCGGGGAUGUGGCUAACCCCAGCAGAGAGAUGUUUUAUGUGGCUAGGCGGGUUCCGGUCCUCUGAGCUCCUUAAAAUACUAGGAAACCACUUGGAACCUUUGACAGAACAGCAGUUAGUGGGCAUAUGCAACUUGCAGCAGUCUUCCCAGCAGGCCGAGGACGCGCUGUCGCAAGGGAUGGAGGCGUUGCAGCAGCUGCUCGUCGAGACGCUGUCGUCCACCUCCCUCGGGCCUAAUGGCUCGGGCAAUGUGACGGACUACAUGGGGCAGAUGGCGAUCGCCAUGGGGAAGCUAGCCACUAUCGAAAACUUCCUUCAUCAGGCUGAUUUGCUGAGGCAGCAGACAUUGCACCAACUGCAUAGAAUCUUGACGACUCGUCAAGCUGCUCGGGCCCUCCUUGCCAUCAACGAUUACAUGUCGAGGCUUCGGGCUCUCAGCUCGCUAUGGUUAGCUCGUCCCAGAGAUUGCUGAUCGAGGAGAUGAUAGUUUGAACACCCGCAAUAGUACUACUAUAUAAGAUAUUUUGGUGUUUUAAACCUUUAAUUUGUCAAUCUUUUUUCUUUAAUUUGGUCUGUAGUGUAAAUUAACAACUCUUAUUCACUCUCUAGAUGCAUGUUGGGUUUUUAUUUUUAA